AUGAGGCGAACCUUGAGUGAAAGCAGACAUGAUGUAGAAUUAAUAGCAUCCUCGAUUCGAGGAAAGCUUAACCAGCAGCCUCCAUUGCCAGCGUGUAGUUGCAUCUUUAGAAUCCCUAACGUGCUACGCAGGCAUAACGAAAAAGCUUUUCUUCCGAAUUUAGUUUCAAUAGGGCCAUUUCACCAUGGGCAAAGGAACCUGCAAGUCAUGGAAGAGAUUAAGCUAUGGUAUAUGCAUUGCCUCCUUGACCGAAAACCAACUUCAGAGACGAGGCUGGAGUACCUUAUCGAGCUCAUUAGAAGUAUAGAACAACAGUGUCGAGAUUGCUACGGUGAAAAAAUUGAUAUGAGCAGUGAAAAAUUUGUAGAAAUGAUGGUGGUUGAUGGUUGCUUUAUUAUUGAACUUUUCCGCAAGUAUGCAAGAGUGGUGCCUAGUAACAAGGAUGAUCCAGUGUUCUACACGUUAUGGAUGCACACUGCGCUUAUAAACGACUUGUUUCUACUCGAAAACCAGCUUCCUUGGAGAGUUCUUGAGUGUUUGUUCCACAACACAAGGGAAAACAAUGAUAAACCAGCAACCAAUUCUCUGUUCCAGCUUGCUCUCAACUUCUUUAGGAACUCCACCUUCUCACAGUCUUCACAUCUCAAUGAAGAAGUGGAAAACAAACAUUUACUUGGCAUCAUAAGAAACUCUUUGCUUGGCUCGUAUACACAGUUACAGUUAACGUUCAAAAGUUACUGGGAACCAAUUCCAUCUGUGUCAGAGCUUCUACAAGCUGGAGUUCAGUUUAAGCUUCGAAACACUGGUGACAACAUGCUCGACAUAACCUUCGAGAAUGGAGUGAUGGAAAUUCCGCCAGUAAACAUUCGAGAGAACGCAGAGUCUCUCUUCAGAAACCUCAUCGCAUAUGAGCAGUGCAAUCCAAGCAUCUCCAUUUCUAACAUUACCUCUUAUGCUGUGGUGUUGGACAACCUUAUUAAGUCUAGCAAAGAUGUACACCUUCUCAUUCAGAGAGGAAUUAUAACUACGGUCUUGAGCAAGGAGGACAUAGCUCGUUUCUUCACUAGGCUUUACAAUGACACCAUCCCGGGCUACUUCUCUUAUGCAGAGCUCACCAAGAAUGUGAAUGCGUAUUAUAAAGAUCGCUGGCACCGAUGGCAGACGAUUCUCAGACGUGAUUAUUUCAACAAUCCAUGGUCAAUCUUGUCAUUUGCUGCUGCACUCAUGAUCCUAGAAUCCUCAUCUGAAGUUAUCAUGGUGAAAUAA
Molecule: messenger RNA, 1266 nt
Organism: Prunus armeniaca (apricot)
Lineage: Eukaryota; Viridiplantae; Streptophyta; Magnoliopsida; Rosales; Rosaceae
Source: the annotation of a GenBank genome assembly